Messenger RNA from Penicillium brevicompactum, 2217 nucleotides. RefSeq lists its product as uncharacterized. Gene Ontology annotation, biological process: regulation of transcription by RNA polymerase II; DNA-templated transcription. Lineage: Eukaryota; Fungi; Ascomycota; Eurotiomycetes; Eurotiales; Aspergillaceae. The record is from RefSeq and is a predicted model, not a curated record. Gene Ontology annotation, molecular function: RNA polymerase II cis-regulatory region sequence-specific DNA binding; DNA-binding transcription factor activity, RNA polymerase II-specific; zinc ion binding. Bases 1 to 2217 code for a protein of 738 amino acids. The transcript has 7 exons. Gene Ontology annotation, cellular component: chromatin.
AUGUUGCAGAACAUUGCAAGGAACCAGUCAAGAUCACCGUACAUGGGAACCAAGGCCCGGCGGAGGCGGAAGACCUCCAAGGAAGAACGCGUCUGUCCAGUCUGCAAUCAGACAUUCAAGAAGGCCGAGCAUCUAGCUAGACAUCUUCGAUCUCAUACAAAAGAGAAGCCAUUUAAUUGUCUUGUAUGUCAGAAGGCAUUUGCUCGACAGGAUACUUUGCUGCGACAUUCACGAUCUCAUUCAAUUAAUAAUGCUAAAUAUGGGAGUGUAGAGUGCAGUGACGAGUUACCCAGUGGGAAUCAUACAGAAAAUCAAAAUGAUAUUUUGGUAGUGCAAGCUCCUCUCGAGUUCACCAAGUCGAUCACGGCAAACACGACGGUGCCUAUGUCGCCGCCUGACAGCACGUCGAUUGCCCAUCCUACUUCACUUCUUUCCAUUCCAGAAACUACUGUAUUCCAGUCUGAGACGGUUUCCUCCAACUCUCUUUUCUCCCCACAGCCGAGUGAUCAACACGUCAACCUUCAGCCCCCUUCGUGGGAAUACCAACUCGAGAACGACUGGGAAUAUCUUUUGAAUAGUGAUCAAUUCGACUUGAAUGCCGUGAGCUUCUUAUUACAACACACACCAUCUAUCAUUCCUCCCGCCUUCGAGAUGUCCGAUGUGUCUGACCCGGAGUAUCGUGUCACAAGCUUUGACGGGCUGACAGAGGACCGUAUGAACUUGAUCCAACGAAAAUGGCAUACCUUCAUUGAAGCUUCGCCCACCUCGGAUGAUGCAACUCCUGAGCCUUCUCAGUCUUCUCAGCCCUCUCAGCCUGAUGGUCAUAUCAACGAGUCCUACCGCGAUCACCUUCACGAAUGGCUGCGACCACACGUACAGGAUGGCAGCUUGCCACCAGCUCAAUUUCUCUCUUUUUGUAUCGUGAUUUAUUUCUCCAGAUUCCACAGUCUUUUCCCAAUCGCCCAUGCGCCCACACUCCGCUCCGGAGCAGAACGCUCGAUCCUGGUACUUUCGAUCUGCUCGGUUGGCAGUCUCUUUGCCGGGUCCGGUAGCGCGAUCUCUCAUGGCAUAAGUCUGUUCGAGCGGCUCAAUAAAGUCAUACUGUCAUCGUGGGAGAAAUAUCUGGCAAAAUCCGGACACAUAUCUACCAUGGCGUUACAAGCUUCAAUCUUGGGACAGACAUUCGGUCUGCUGAUGGGGAGACCGAAGGAUUUGCUCUUGAUCGAUGUAUUCCAUGGAAGUCUGAUUGCUUGGGCACGAAAAAAGAGAAUCUUCUUUCGGGGGCACCUGGACAUCAAUCUCAUCAAUGUGGAAGGAGAGGCUCUAGAGAAGGUAUGGAAGACAUGGUUGGAUAUUGAGAUCAACAUGCGAAUUGUGCUUGGCCUACACAUCCAUGACGCCGAAUUAGCAAAGCUUCACCACCACCCGCCGCUGCUCCGUCAAUCCAUCGAUGCUAUCCCUCGGAUCUCCUCCGAAGAGCUCUUCAUGGUCACCACUGCGAGCGGCUGGAAAGCGCUGAUGAUUGAAUCCCAAUACAAACCCACUUCCCCGACACAGACCUUUCUUAGCGAUCACACUUCGGAGUUUGUCCUCACUGGCAUGCUGGAAUCGAUCAGCGCUCUAGCCGUCGAGCAAUCUCGUGAUGUGUCAAAGUGCCAUGCUCUUCUGAAGACUUGGCGCAGGCAAUAUGCUCCAGCGAAUAGUCCCGUAUCCUGGGUGAGCCUGCUCAUACUCUGGCAUUCGAUCUUCGUCCAGCUACACGUCGACUUCGAUACCCUUGAGCUAGCCCUUGGUCGUGAAGGCUACGAAGCUUCGUGCAAAGCCUACCCCCACGUGCAUGAAUGGAUCAGAUCCCCAGACGCGAAGCGCUGUCUCUUGCACGUCAUUCUCAUUCAAAAUCUCUUUGGAUCGCUUCCCAUUGGUAAUGAAUCGGCAAUCUACAUCCCUCUUUGCUUGUACCACUGCGGUAUCAUCGUCGCUGCUUUCUGGUAUUUCACUGAUCUACGCAAGGGGAUGGUGAGCAUUGAUGAUGCGUAUCUGCAUUUUGAUGAAUUCCAGCUGAGUGGAGUUGAGGAUUCUCUCGCGCAGGCUUCACCGGAGACCAGGAAUUGGACUCCAAAUCCCGUGUUCCGUAUCAUUGGUUUGCUGCAAAGGAUUGGGCAUUGGAGGAUUGCUCGGAGCUUGGCUACGACUUUGCUCGCACUGGUUGAUUGUUAA